Molecule: messenger RNA, 1042 nt
Organism: Fimicolochytrium jonesii
Lineage: Eukaryota; Fungi; Chytridiomycota; Chytridiomycetes; Spizellomycetales; Powellomycetaceae
Exons: 1
Source: RefSeq, a predicted model, not a curated record
GCAUGGUGCUAAAGCUGCGAGCGGCCCGCAUCGCUCGCGAGACCCGCGAAUCGCAAACAAAGAACGCCUCGGCUGUGCCGGGCAAGAUUUUGCCCACCCCCGAUGAGCAGGUCCUCACCCAGACCCUAACCAACCACGGCAUACCCGAAGUCCACCGCGUCUCCUACAAGCGCCCGCGCAACCUCCAUCAACAGGCCACCCUUCGCCGGUUCGACCAGGCGAGGCUGAGGCGGUGGUGGAACUGGCAUGAUAAGCAUAUGGAGCUGUUGAGGGAGGAUAAAUUGCAGAAAUCGCGGAGACAGCAGUUUCUUUCCAACCUACGUACGCAUGCCUGGAUCACACCACCGCCGUCGCCUGCGGCCGGGCAGCAAAACCCGGAGCAGCAGCAACAGCAGCAACGCCCGAUGAACGUGCAGGCUACCGACGAGAUCAAGCAGCGGAAAGAACGUGCCCAGCAUCUCACGAAAUUGCGCACCAGCUCAGCCCCCAACCUUCGUUUACAAGGCGGUAAAGCGGAGGUCGUGGUGUUGUCGCCCGUCUCACCCGUCGAUGCCAAUAACUUUUCAACUAUACCCACAGCAUUUGCUUUCAUUUCCCACGACACAUACACACAUUGCUUUCAACGUCUGCGCCUCGCCUCGCCUCUCUCUAGCCUCUAUAUCCAUAUCAACGUACGGCUUCCGCUCUGCAUAUACCGUGGAGCAAUGUGAAUUGGAAGGUAUGGUUCGCACAGUUCUUGGGUUUGGGUUCUUAAUGCAACGUUUGUGAGUGCCAUCCCCUUUCUCAGUGCAAUUCAAGUGAGAGACGGGGGCAGGGAUGGGGGCGGGAACGGUGGAGACGGGGGCCUGUGGGACGACUACGGCGCCGGGGAUGGCUGCGAAUUGGGCUUUAUACGCAGCAGCCCGGCCGCACUUGUUGCACGCAGCGCGCGCAGUCUUGACCUCCCCCACAAUCCCCGUUCUCCUCGCCGGCGACGAGGUGACAGCAGCGGCCACCGGGGGCAAGGCAGGUGUACCCACGAUCGUCACCAUCCGGCUGGCUG